CAGGAGACAGGGCCUUGAGGCCUACGAAAGGUUGCUAAAGAUGAGUUAUGAAGAGCAAGUAAAUAUAUGCCCAUGGUUAAAUGGAACAUUUCGGAUAAGUGUGUCGAGUUGGCCCCGAAUAUAAAAGAAUGUGAUAAAACAAUACACAUCUCCUUCUCUCCACGGGGAACCCUAGAGACCAAUAAUGAAUCUACACAGAAUGUAAUGUUCUUUAUCAAAAAGACCGGGUAUUUGAAGCAAUGGAUAGUUAACAGCAAUAACAAAAUUCAUGAUGCUCUCUGGGCAGAGGAUAUAGAUUUAUGGGGAUAUCCUCUCACGACUCACGAGGCGGAACCUAGAAGACGCAGAAGAAAGGAUUAAUACGCACAUACGCGACAGAGGACUGGGUUCUACGUGUUUGGCAGACAUAUACACAUAAGUCGUCUUUGUUCC
Hypoxylon fragiforme is the source of this 432-nucleotide messenger RNA. RefSeq lists its product as uncharacterized. The transcript has a single exon. The record is from RefSeq and is a predicted model, not a curated record. NCBI's taxonomy places the organism in Eukaryota, Fungi, Ascomycota, Sordariomycetes, Xylariales, Hypoxylaceae. Bases 67 to 360 code for a protein of 97 amino acids.